Molecule: messenger RNA, 993 nt
Organism: Staurois parvus
Lineage: Eukaryota; Metazoa; Chordata; Amphibia; Anura; Ranidae
Source: the annotation of a GenBank genome assembly
AUGUGGCAGCGGGUGGUACGCGGUGUGUCGGCGGGUCUGGCCGGGUGGCUGCGCUCCUGCCGGCCUCCUGUGUGCCACUAUGGGAGCGGCCAGCAGAGGGAGAGCAGGAACCUCCUCCGGGGUGUCUGCUACAGGAACAGGCCGGGGAAGACGGGGAGGCUGCUGGCAGCACUGACAGGGGCAUUCCUAUGGGAAGAAGAGCGGGUGAGAGAGGAGGAGAUCCUGAGGCCUGCUGAAGAGAUGAAGAAGGCACAGUUUGCAGCCCACAGAGUUCACUGUCAUAGUAUGAAGUGUGAGGAGGAUGAAGGCUGGGAACUAGUCUUGGAUAAAAAAGACUUCAGGCUGUGGCGGAGACCAAUAGAAGGAACCUAUCUGUAUCAGUACAGAGUAUUUGGCUCGUAUAACGAUGUGACACCUCGCCAGUUCUUUAAUGUUCAGUUAGAUACAGAGUACCGCAAAAAGUGGGAUGCAUUAGUGAUUAAACUGGAAGUGAUUGAGAGAGAUGUAGUCUCUGGAUCAGAAGUCCUUCACUGGGUUACUCAUUUUCCAUAUCCAAUGUACUCGCGGGACUAUGUGUACGUCAGGAAGUAUAACGUGGAUCAGGAGAAUAACCUCAUGGUGUUGGUCUCACGAGCAGUGGAGCACCCAGAGGUACCAGAAUCUCCUAACUAUGUCCGCGUGCGUAACUACCAUUCUCAGAUGGUGAUCAGACCUCAUACAACAUUUGAUGAGAAUGGCUUUGAUUACUUGUUAACAUAUAGUGACAACCCACAGACUGUGUUUCCUCGCUAUUGUGUAAAUUGGAUGGUGUCCAGUGGGAUGCCCGAUUUCCUGGAGAAGCUGCAUUUAGCAACACUCCGUGCCAAAAACAUGGAGAUUAAAGUACGAGAUUACAUAUCUACCCGUCCUCAGGACUGCAGCAGUGAAGCCCGAGCCAGCCCUGAGCGUAAACCUGCAGCAGCACACAGUGCGCCACAAAUGGAUUAUGCAUAA